Molecule: messenger RNA, 1969 nt
Organism: Aspergillus japonicus CBS 114.51
Lineage: Eukaryota; Fungi; Ascomycota; Eurotiomycetes; Eurotiales; Aspergillaceae
Product: anaphase promoting complex subunit DOC1
Exons: 2
Coding region: 101-1879 (592 amino acids)
Biological process (GO): protein K11-linked ubiquitination; anaphase-promoting complex-dependent catabolic process
Cellular component (GO): anaphase-promoting complex
Source: RefSeq, a predicted model, not a curated record
CAAUUAACCACCGAGUCAGUCAGCUUGGGAUCAUGGCUCUACAAUAAUCGAUACUCUAUACCACACAAGUCAGACAAACUAGCUCAAGGGCACUCUCACCAUGCCGCGCCACCACCAUAUCCUCCGCCGCAACCACCACCAACCCGACACGUCCUCCCCAUCGGACCUUCAAUAUCAACAGCAACAACAACAGCAACCACCUCCAGCGCCUCAACGGAUCAACCGCGCCCGUCUCGGCCAAAGCCACCAUGAAACCCCCACCUCCCAGUUCCAGACUCCCCCCUCGCGCGGCUUUCCCAUCCCCCGCCUUCACCCCUCCUCGGGACCCAUAGACGACCCAACCCACCCGCUGCAUAGUCACCAGCAAGCCCAACAAGCGCAGCAGCAGCAGCAGCAGCAGCGCCAACAACAUCCUGCCGCCUCCGCCGCACAAGUCGCAUUGUUCUCGCUAUUCGGACGCGGGGUCCACGGCCGGGGCCACGGGGAUCCACGGCACCGACACCCGCCGCACGACCGGAUGGAGCGGGAUGAGGAGGAGGACGACGAGGAAGAAGACGAGGACGAGGACGAGGACGAGGACCUCGAUGAUUCAAUGCAGCAGCAUCGGUAUCCCUCUUCCCAUCGACAUCUCCGUCACGGUCAUCGCCAACAUCAUGGUGUAGGCGAGACCGGUCCUGAUUCGGAGGGAGACGUGGACGAAGACGACGAGAGACUCGGUCUUCAUGCCGCGGAUGACGGAGGGGAAUUCGAGGCCGAAGAGGAGGAAGAAGAAGUGCUUGAAGAGGAAGGAGAAGAAGAAGAAGAAGAAGAAGAAGAAGAAGAAGAAGAGGAUGAGGAUAUGCUCGCGGAUCCGGAUGUCGAAGAUGGUGAUGAGGAGAUGUUAGGCGAGAGAGAUAAAUCCCCCACCCCGCUGCCCGCCAACCUCCGCGAGAUCUCCUCCCUCGCCUCGUGGACCGUCUCCACCCACAAGCCGGGCUGCGGCGUCAGCGCCCUCCGCCACCCGUCCCCGACCCAGUACUGGCAGUCCGACGGCCCGCAACCCCACACCCUGACCCUGCACUUCUUCAAGCUCGUCGCCGUGGUGCGCAUCCGCGUGUACCUGGAUUUCGAGAUGGAUGAGAGCUAUACCCCGACCAAGAUGGUGUUUCUCGCCGGCAUGGGGGGCAAUGAUCUCGUCGAGUUCGCGACCUGGGAGGGUGAGGGGCCCUGCGGAUGGGUGGAUGUGGAGUUGGAAGGGGUCGGCGGGAGGAAUACGGUGCAUUCGUUUGGGGAGGUCCCGAGUGGAGGGAGUAGGAGGAGGAGGAAGGGGAUGGGCGCGAGGGGGAAACGGAAGGGGAUGGGGGUCGCGGGUAGGAGAGGAGCUACGAGUUAUGUAGGUAAGGGGAAGGGGAAGGGGAAAGGGAGGGACGUGGGCCACGGGGAUGAGGAUGAUGUGAUGAUGGAUCAGGACGACACGGAGGAGAGUCUGUAUGAAGAUGCGAGGGCUUAUCGGAAUGAGGAGGACGACGACGAUGACGAGGAAGAUGACGACGACGAGAACGAUCCGUACGCUGGGAACGUGCUCAAGGCCAUGGUCAUUCAGAUGAAGGUGACCGAGAAUCAUCAGAAUGGCAAGGAUACUCAUGUCCGUGGCUUCCAGGUUUUUGCACGCGAUGACGAGCGCAAGAGGCUGGCCAAUGCCCCGUCGGCGUCGGCGGAUGGCAGAGUGCGGCGGCACAGUGCGCGUCGCUCAUUGCGGGGGAGUACGCAUGAUGAGAUGGCUGAGGGAGCCGGUGGUGGAGGACGUGAACAUGCAAUUGCUGACGCUGAGCGCGCCGUGACAGGAGUGGUGACCAGUCUGGAGGAGCCGGACUGGAUGGGCGAGCCGGUCAUUAGGUAGCUGGUAGGUGGUGGGCGUUCGAUUGCAUCGCAUUUGUGUCGGAGUUGGCCGGUAGAUACCCCUAUUCUGUCUAUUUGAAUGUUGUUGUUG